Parnassius mnemosyne (clouded apollo) is the source of this 216-nucleotide messenger RNA. The record is from the annotation of a GenBank genome assembly. NCBI's taxonomy places the organism in Eukaryota, Metazoa, Arthropoda, Insecta, Lepidoptera, Papilionidae.
AUGAACAGGAUACGAGGCGAAGGCGGACGAUUCCAUUCGGGAAGUAGAAAGAGUAUGGAGAACUCUGAUCAAUCAGUCGAUACUCAUAAACUUUUAGAGGAUAUCAAGCCCGACACAGUCUCUAUAACCAUCAUACAGGAAGAAGAAUCUGCACAAGAGCACCAACCAAACCAAUGGCGGAGACUCGCGCCGCAGCCGAUGCAGUCCACUUCAUAG